GAUCAGAGAUCCAUGGUCGAGUCGGAGUCAGAGUCUUCCAGGCGCUGGGGAGGUGAUGUGGUCGACGGUGGCCGAGAUGAGGCUGUCCUCAAGCCGGAGAUCGAGUGAGCCCCCUCAAGUCUGGUCCAGUCCGUCGAUGGAGCGAGGCAUCAAGGCACCUGCGGCGAGAUUGUUCCGGCAAUGCACCGUGAAGUCGGUUCAUUCGGAUUUAGUGUCCGCUUUUGGUUUAAGACCGGAACAACAAAAGCCGGAGAUCCCAAGUUUUCUGAUGAUGCGCCUUUGGGUGUGGACGCUAUCGGGACACGGUCUACACGCUAAUCUUAAGAGUCUCAUAGCUUGGAAUCGAUUUGGGAUUCAAGUUAAGAUUUGGUUUCCUCUGAGUUAGUAGUUGUUUUCGUGUCAUAGUGGUUAAUUUAGGUGGUCUAAGAGAUGUUUUCACUCCGAAUAGCGGGGUGUUUUCAUCUUGCAGUGGUUGGAAAAUACAAUGAUUUCCAGUUGGGUAGCGUUGGAUCCGUUAGUGUUUCAGGGUUGUACUUGACUAAAUCAUUGUAUUUGAGUGAAGUUUGUCGAGGUCAAAUGAUUUGUAAUACCGAUUUGGUGAAUGAAUAGUUGAUGUUGAG
Molecule: messenger RNA, 620 nt
Organism: Arabidopsis arenosa
Lineage: Eukaryota; Viridiplantae; Streptophyta; Magnoliopsida; Brassicales; Brassicaceae
Source: the annotation of a GenBank genome assembly